UGUGAGAGAGAGAGAGAGAGAGAGAGAGAGAGAGAGAGGAGGGGGGGCAGAAUGAGCCAAACCAAGGACUGAACCGCCAUGCAGAACAGCAGGGAAAAAAAAUUUAGUAAAAAAAGGUAGAUGCUGAAAAUGAUCCUCUACUGCUCCAGAUAAAAAAGGAGCAAAGGAAGACUGGAGCACAGCAGAGAGAGAGGAGCCAGGAAGACAGGAGGAGGGAGGGCGAGAGCAAGAGAAAGAGACAUGCAGACAAACUGAUGAAAAAGAUGAGGACGGCUAACGUGAUGCCCGUGGCUACGCUGGCCAGCCUGAUGCUGCUACUUCUGCUGCUUUCUGUAGUGGCUGUGCUGGCAAUCUGCCCCCCAAUGUGCUCCUGUGGCAAGGGUCAUCGGGUGGUGGAUUGCUCCACCCACGGUCUCAGCCUCCUGCCCGACAGCCUGCAGCACAACAUCCAUUCCCUCAAUUUGUCCCACAACCGGCUGCAGAACUUAGAUGGCCUCCUCGGCCGCUUCGCCCAUCUAAGGACACUGGACAUCUCUCACAACCACCUCCGCCACCUGCCCGUCGGCCUGCCUCGGGCACUGUGGGACAUCAAUGCAUCAGCCAACCACAUACGUCAGCUGGAGAAGAAUGACACUGCUUACCACUGGAACCUGCAGUCCCUGGACUUAUCCAACAACCAGCUGGAGCGUGUGGUCUUCAUCAACAACACCCUGCCCAGUCUGAGAGCGCUCAACCUCAGCCACAACAAGUUCUGGACCGUGCCCACCAACAUGCCCCACAAACUUGAGGUGGUGGACCUCUCCCACAACUUCCUACUGCAGAUCCUACCUGGUUCGCUGGACCGCAUGUCCCAGCUCGCUCGCUUUUACCUGCACGCGAACCGCUUCACGUCACUGAGCGAGACUGUGUUCAACCGACUGGAAGCCCUGCAGCUCCUCACGCUCGGAGACAACCCAUGGGCAUGCGAGGAAGAGGAAAACAUCACCAACCUGCUGAACUGGGUGCAGCGGACCUCGGCCAAAGUGCUGGGCUGCCCGUGCUACAUCAGGUCCACGUGUGGGGAAGCUCACCUGGCCACCGGCAGAACCUGGCACUCGGCCUCUUAUACCGAGCCUCCCCUAGGCGCUGAUGCUCGUGAUGCCAGUCAUGAUGCCGGUCACCGGCCACCCAUGCAGGCGGUCACUGCUGGGUAUCUGUCAAAGUCGGCACUGCUCAAUUCGCCUCACGACCGCAGUUUGGGGAACGCCUCGGGGGCAGGAGAGAUCACCAAGCAUGGAGGAUUAUUGACAUCCACCCCCAACAGCCCCUUGACGAGCACAACCUGGAGCACCAAGAAGGCGGGAACUGGCAAAAUUCGCAGCACAAGUGUCCCAACACACACAUGCAGCCCUCACAGUGUCACGUUAAGCUUUUUGGGUGCAGCGGUCAUCCUUAGCGCCUUUUGACUUCAUCAUAAUCCUACAACAAGGACCACAAAUUAGCCAUUGGUCUGGAUUUAAGACAAAAAGAAGGCCACACUGAAACUUAACGAAUGUCAAAGGAGGGUCUUAACUCCUUAGUUUUAACCGUUUGAAUGUGACUAUGGGUAUUCUCUACGGUAUAUAUUCUCUGUAUGCUUCAAACAAAUUGACCAACUGACAAAAUGUAGUUGAGUACUGAAUGGUUAUUGUGCAUACUCGUAUAUACACAAGUAACAAACCACAAACAAUAGCUUCUUGGUGUGAAAAUUAUGUUAUGCUUGUCCAUUGACAGAAACUGUUAAUUUCAACUGUAUGCACUUGAAAAAUCUGUAUUAUUAGUAUCCUUUAAUUUUCAUAGAAAAUGAAAUUUAAGAUCACGUGACAGCAGUAACAGCGUUAACACCGGAGCAACAUUUAAACAGCAGAAUAAAAAAAGAGACCACAUGUCAGCUGUUAAGACCCUUGAAGUUAUGCUGAGCUCAACACAGUUAAUAGAAACAAGGGAGGCAGUCAAUGACCUUCAUUACAGACAACUGUGGCAUGUCUGUAGCGCUGUCGCCUGUGCUUGGCCAGGCAGUAAAACAACACAGUAAAUAAGACCCAGGUGCUUUCUAAUGAACCAUUCCUGGCUGGGCCCUCACUCACUCCAAAAGUCAUCAGGGCUGGACAGCCAUUCCCUCUUGGUGUUGUGACCGAAUGAAGCCUGACCCUCCUAUUUACUCCCAUGUGUCUGGCGGCAUCAUAAAAACGACAAGGGCAUUUAGCACCGGGCCAUGAUUCUGUAGGAGUGGAUCACUGUUCUAUGACCAGAUGCCAAUUUUCUUAGUGUUUUACUAUAAAAUAGUAGCAGGUACACUGCACAAUGAUAGCAAAAAGGGAAAAUUAAUAGCCAUCCUUGAGCUGAAGAAAAGGCUCUUUUAAACAAAUAGCACAGCAAGGUGUGCUGCUGGAGAUCAGGAGGAGAGAAAUGACAAGUGCAUCAUGUUUUGCUCUUAUGACCAAAUCAAUCCUUCACUUGUGACAGCAGAGAUGGGUAUAACCAUGCAGAGGGACCAGUGAGACCGCCAAGCUUGACAAUUUAACCAAAUCAUUAAUCUCAAGACUCAAGAAUCACAUCAAACAUGGCUAGUGUAUACAUUUCAGCAAACUAUCCAAUAAAGGACAUGCAGGAAGUGCAUUUUAAUCAAUAUUCCAGCACUAAACCUCACAAAGGAAACAUUUCUAAGCAUUCACAGUCAUCUAAAAUUAUUUAGCAAUGUAUAUUUAUCAAAUGCUUGGUUUUAGAGGUUUUUUAAAAGUUUAUUUCAAGAAUGCUUUUAGAAACUAUAUACCGACAAUGCACUGACAAGAGUAGACCGAAUAAUUGUAUUUUAUAUUGACACCAGAAAAAGAAUGAAAAUGUUUGAAUACAUCUUAGUUUACCUGGGAUUCCUAUACUGCUCAACACUCCAGUUAAGGGGCAGUGACAUUUCAGCACAUCCUCACAGUCAAUGAACAAUGAGUUUCAUUCAGUCCAAGCAAAUAUGGAUGUCAUACAGAGUCAGUUCAGCCUCAUCGCCAAACACAUUUAUUAUAUGAUUCAAUAGGCCACACCUACAGAAGUUGAUUCUGUGAUUAAGGAGUUGAACAACCAUAGGCCUACAGUCAACUAAGGCUACUCCACUAGCCAUCAGGAUAGGUUUUAAGUGACUAGUUAUGUUUGUGCAAGUGUAUU
Electrophorus electricus (electric eel) is the source of this 3174-nucleotide messenger RNA. RefSeq names its product oligodendrocyte myelin glycoprotein b (gene omgb). NCBI's taxonomy places the organism in Eukaryota, Metazoa, Chordata, Actinopteri, Gymnotiformes, Gymnotidae. The record is from RefSeq and is a predicted model, not a curated record. Gene Ontology annotation, molecular function: protein binding. Gene Ontology annotation, biological process: neuron projection regeneration.